AAUGCAUUUUUCGGGUUCGUGAAAAUUUAACAUUUUGUUCUUUCGUUGUAUAAAAGCGUAUGUGAUAAUGCCUAGAACUCCAGUGAGGAUCGAUCCUCAAUUGUGAAAGCAAUCGGUAGUGUGCCAACUGAAGAUGCGAGCUCUUCUGGUGUUAACCGCCAGCCUUGCGGCAGCUUCCGCGCAGUUUUUUGGAGACUCGGUGCAAGUCCUACCGGCUACCUAUGAACAAGGGGUAACAACAAUCGGUGCUGGGCCCUCGGUCGGUUUCGGGCAGGUUGGAGGAGGAUUCGGAGGAUCUGUCGGUAGUUCCGGAGGAUUCGGUGGUCGCAGUGGAGUUGGCCGAGGAUCUGGAUUUGGUGGAGGCUCUGGCUUCGGUGGAGGAUCUUCAGUGAGCGGUGGUUCUGGUUUCGGUGGAGUUUCCCAGUCCAGUAGAAGCUCCGGAUUCGGUGGAGGAUCCUCGGUGAGCGGAGGAUCUGGUUUCGGUGGAGGAUCUUCGGUGAGCGGAGGUUCAGGAGUUUCUUCGUCCAGUAGAAGCUUAGGGUUCGGUAGCGGUGCCCGAUUUGGCGGAAGUGUAGGUUCCAGUUCUGGAGGAGGAACUACCGGGUUUGGAGGUGGCUCCGGUUUCAGUUCAGGAGCCAGCAGUGGUUCUUCCGGAUUCGGUGAAGGUGUAGGAGCUCGAAGUGGAGGACCAGUUCGUUAUUUCGUUAAACCUGAGGUCGUUAAAAAACAUUUCUUCUAUCAUGCUGCUCCGGAGGCUGACGGCCCCGUAGAUUCGGAGGCUCGCGUCGAGAUUCAACCCCAGACCCACUACAAGGUCCUGUUCAUUAAGGCCCCAACUGCUUCGGCUGCUGCUGCCGCUCGGGCCGCUGCUCGUACCCGCACUCAGGAGAAGACCAUUGUUUAUGUGUUGGUUGGUAAAUCCGAAGGUGGAGCCGAUUCUUCCGCUGAUGCCGCUGUCGAUACUUACAACAGUGCCAAACCGGAAGUAUAUUUCAUCAAGUAUCAAGGAAAGAAUACUGGUGGAGCAGGAGGAGUCGGUGGUGCUGGAUUUGGCGGAGGAAGUGUCGGUGGAUUUGGCGGAGGAAGUGUUGGUGGAUUUGAUGGAGGAAGUUUCGGUGGAUUUGACGAAGGACUAAGAUUUGGUGGUGGUGGCAGCAGCGGCGGUGUUGGUGGUGGCAGUUUUGGUAAUAGCUUCGGAGGUACUAGCAGCUUAGGCCGUUCAACUAGCAGUUCAAGUGGUUCAGAUUUCAGCAGUGGUUCCGGUUUCGGCAGUGGUUCAGGUUUCACCGGAGGUUCCGCGAAAUUCGGUGGAAGUAGCAGCAACUUCGGCGGAUCAGGAGUUUCUGGAUUCGAUGCGGGUAGCUCGGGACUUUCAAGUGGAUCGUACACAUUCAGCGGUGAAAGUGGAACUACCAGUUUCGGCCUAAGCCAAACCUUUAUUCCGGGUGGCACCGAAACAACAUCUUUCUAGAGCCGUUCGGGUGCAUCGAAUUAAUCAACUGUCAUUUCCGUUCUUCUUCCAAAUGGAACAACGGACGGAAAACAUGACAGCCAUCGAACGAAGUGAUUUUUGAUAUGGACAGAUCAACGAUUAAGAUUUCGACAGUAUUGUUAAGCUAAGAACGUAGCAGUUUAGGAACCAACGCGAUAAAAUAGAUUUAUUUUUUUUUUGCAGGAUUAGCUUAGAAGAGAAGACUCACAUCAGAAGCCAACUUUGUACAAUUUAUGUAACUUUAAACGAAAAUAUAAAUAACAGUAUAAAAUGAA
Messenger RNA from Malaya genurostris, 1767 nucleotides. RefSeq lists its product as uncharacterized. Bases 134 to 1471 code for a protein of 445 amino acids. The record is from RefSeq and is a predicted model, not a curated record. NCBI's taxonomy places the organism in Eukaryota, Metazoa, Arthropoda, Insecta, Diptera, Culicidae. The transcript is spliced from 4 exons.